This is a messenger RNA of Candidozyma auris, 2244 nucleotides long. RefSeq lists its product as uncharacterized. The record is from RefSeq and is a predicted model, not a curated record. Gene Ontology annotation, biological process: peroxisome inheritance. Lineage: Eukaryota; Fungi; Ascomycota; Pichiomycetes; Serinales; Metschnikowiaceae. Bases 1 to 2244 code for a protein of 747 amino acids. Gene Ontology annotation, cellular component: extrinsic component of intraperoxisomal membrane. The transcript has a single exon.
AUGCCGAACCAAGACAAAUUGGAGGAAGGCAAAUUACGGAAACAGCCAGCUGAAAAACGGAAGCGGCGGGGGAAAAAGAAGAAGAAAACAUGGGCCUCCGCGGGGCAGCAGAGUGAAGGAGAGAGUCCACAGAAACCUCAUAGUUCAGCGAAGAAUAUACCCUCGGAAGAAGAGGCGCCUGAAAAGAACAGUACAAAUGCUACGUUGGAUCCAACCACUCCAAAUUUGGACACUGCUGAGUUCGAGGAUAGAAAGCUCCCCCAGAUAAAUACGCAGCCCUUGGCUCAACCUCCCUCGAUAACGACCGACCUGGCUGCCAUGAGCCCGAGGAAGCAGACACUUUUGCGGCAUAAGAAAAGCAGCGACAUGGUUGCGGAGCCCUCUUUUAUUAGUGAGGCGAAAGAAUAUAGGAAAAAUAGGAGGCAGCCGCAGCUUAAUGUUCUGAGUGAACUAGUCGACGACGACCAAAAAUAUCUGAUGUUGCUUUCUCAGCAGAACCUCGAAGGAAAAGCAAGCUUGUUCAGGUGUCUGGCGGCGAGGAUUUUAGUGUACCACGAACAAAUUCAAGAUCCAGUGCUGCAAUCGUCUUCUGGCACGCUACUAGGGCACGGUGAGCUUGAAAUAUUCCAGUUGCAUAACGGGGACGUCACGUAUAUGGCAUGUGGAAGAUCUUUUGUAUACCCGCUUCUUCCCAAACUCAAAAUUCUACGCAUAAACAUGAAUCAGUUCAUAUUGCCCUUGUCUAACCCGGAGCGGUACUGGAAGAUCAACAUCGAUUCUGAGGAUGUCAGUGUGAUAAAAGAGCUUGAGCUGGUUUUGCAAAAAGUGGUGAAGUACACCAACCUAUCGUUUGCUGCUGCCAACUCUAUGACGCUGCAGUAUCUAGAUACGGUUCCGGAGAAUGCUGCAACUGGAGAAGCUGAUGAUCAACCUAACGAGAAUAACUCACCACAGACCCCAGAAAGGCAAAGCCUCAAUAUUCCAAACAUUGCGAACAACAAUCUUCCACCUUCUACGUUGCAUGCUGGGCAUGUUGAACGAACCCCAAAGGCGAGUCAAUUCACACCAUUCUUCAACGAUAUUCCCGAAUCGCCUCCUUCGGCGCCGAUAUCGCCCCAGCAAUUCUUAGAGCCAAGCAGCUCGCUCGAUCUUCUGCCAAUCAAUGAGUCCAAAUGGCCCUUGCAUCGUCAAAAAUCAAAUCAAUCAAUAACGUCUGCCCUUGCAAGCUUCAAUGUCACCGAAGACAGUGACGGAAAGAAAUUUUCUCCACAAAGAACGAAAUUAGCCCAACAAAAAAUUGCACAACCAAAGGAAUCGCAACAAAAGAUGGCACAGCCAAAGCCCUUGAGACAUCCUCACGCAAAUCCUCAUGCCGAUGUUAACAAGUCGCUGCUUCCCCUGCCAUACAAACAACAUUCCAAUCCUUAUCAUUCGCGUCUGCGGCCACCCAAAGCAGACGCCAGAUCAGACUCUUCCUCAAUGGACUCGCUUUUGGACGAGUACGAGGAGAAUAUUUCCACCACUAAAUCUAUUAACUACAACAUUCCUAGAUCUCAGUCAAGAACAAUGUCGCUAGCGUCGAGUGCAUACCCUCCUGCCAUCAACUAUCAGCGUGGUAAAAUCCCUCUCGUUCCUGAUAUUCGAAGCAAUUUGGGAUCUGUCACUCAUGAAGUUCCAGAGGACGACCCUGACUUUGACGAUUUCCCGAAAACUUCACUCUCUCAAUACAAUAGAAGGAUGCAAAACACUCAUAGUCAGCGUUCUCGGCGCUCCUCCCCUAGUGAACUUUACAAUUCGGUCAGCAAUUGGAUGGAGCCCAACGUCCCUCAGUAUCUGCAAUUGAGCCACUCUCGCUCGAACUACUCACUUGCUAGUGCCAAAAACAGCAUUAAAUCGAAUCGUACUCAAGAGAACACCCUUAGGGAUAUUUAUCGGUCGAUCACUGAAAAUAAUCUUCAUGCUGCAAUGCUGCAACCGAAUGGACGUCGCCCAAGUAUUACCUCGAGUCGUGGAUAUGGCCAGCGACUUAAGACUAAUGGCUCUCUGCUGCAACACCCAUCAGAUUUCUCGUAUCGUCGUGGAGAACCCCAUGCUCAGAAAGUAUCAAGCUUGAAAAAUGGGAAGGGCAGAGAUUCCCUCUCGUCAUCAGAUGUGUAUCGAUUAGUGAGCUCAAGAAAUGGGAGAAACGAAGUUCACAAUGGGGAAUCCAAACGUGGCGGCAUAUCUAGAUUAUUUGGCUGGUAA